AUGGUUUGGGAUUCUGCAAUUAUCCGAAGUAAUGACCCAUUUUGGGACAUUGAUGACUUUACUCGAUUUGGAAGAGCUCAGUUAUUGAAUUUUUACUUGCCAUGGGCAAUUAUAAUAUCCAUUGCCGUUUAUGAAAUCUACCGGUGUAUCACGUCUCGCAAUAAGAAACUUCCUGAGCCUGGUCUAGUUAAUGAAUAUUUGUAUGGCUCUCAGCAACAAGAAGUAGGAGAAGAAGAAGAUGAGAGACUCCUGCAAAGUCAUUAUGCCCCGGUUCUUUACGUUGAUAGGAAGGAUAAUGGAGAAAUAUUGAAACAAAGACAUUUCGAUAUAACGGAUAUAGAUGUAAAGAAAAUCGACACUAAGAACCACGGUGGACUAACAUUUAAGAAUCCCACCACUGCGGACCAUUUCAGAAAGUUGUUCGAGAUCGUAUUGGUAUUUUUACAAGUAAUCGGCCUUUCCGUUUUAAGAGUAACAAACGUUAAUACAGAAUUAAUUAAUAGAGAUAUAUCCAUUUUACUUUUGCUGUGGUUAUUACUACUUUCUCUAACUCUCAGAAGACUCUAUAGGCCAACAGAAAACCACUGGAACACCUGCUUCGCUGCCUACACAGUUAUUUGGAUAUCCACUUGGUUUCCAUUACGUUCCAUGUAUAUUGGCCAUAUCAACGAUACACCUACACGCAUUUUCUACGUUUUUCAAUUUACAAUUAUUUCGAUUUUACAGCUAAUAAUGCUUACCUCACCAUUCAAAGACAAUCAGCUCAUGAUAUACACCAGAGAUAAUUCUAUACUUCCUUCCAAAGAACACACAUCUUCUAUUUUGAGCCUCAUCACCUGGAGUUGGAUUACUGACUUUAUAUGGCACGCUCAGAAAUAUACCAUCAAACUAAAGGAUAUCUGGGGCUUGUCAAUGGAAGAAUAUUCCGUUUUCAUUUUGAAAAGAUUCGCGAAAGGGAAUGAUAUGUCAACCAAAAAUGGCUUAACUGUAUCAUUAUUCAAGUUCUUUAGAUGUAAUUUAAUCGUUGAAUUGGUAUGGAUUGCAGUUAAUAGUAUCGUUAAUCUUUUCCCAACCAUUCUAAUGAAAAAAUUCCUGGAAAUUGUAGAUGACCCAGGCGAAUCUGUAUCAUCUAUGAAUUUGGCGUGGCUUUAUAUCUUUGCUAUGUUCAUCUGUAGAUUAACAAUAGCAAUUUGUAAUUCACAAGCGCAAUUCAUUGCUGAUAAGAUUUGCUUGAAAAUUAGGACCAUUCUUAUAGGAGAAAUAUAUUCGAAAGCUCUGCGUAGAAAACUAUUUACAGCUCCCAAAAACAAUGAUGAUACAACUAGCGUCUCUGCGAACCUCGGUACUAUAAUAAAUUUGAUUUCCAUCGACUCUUUCAAAGUGUCUGAAAUUUCAACCUACUUCUUUAUGACAGUGCAAGCCAUAAUUAUGGUCCUAAUUGUGGUAGGAUUGCUUUUCAAGUUUUUGGGCAUUUCUGCCUUUGCAGGUAUCUCAAUUAUCUUGAUGAUGUUUCCGUUAAACUUCAGGUUAGCUGAGUUAAUAGGUAAGUUUCAAAAAUCGGCACUACAAUGUACCGAUAAAAGAAUCGCCAAGUUAAACGAGUGCUUACAGAACAUACGAAUCGUGAAAUAUUUUGCAUGGGAAAAUAACAUCUCAAAGGACAUUAAGCUAAUAAGACAAAACGAGUUAAGAUUUUUACUCCAAAAGUCUAUGGUGUGGGCACUAAGUUCAUUCCUUUGGUUUGUGACACCAACCUUAGUCACAGGUGUUACUUUUGCCAUCUAUAUAUUUGUUCAACACCAGGAAUUAAAUGCCCCUCUUGCGUUUACUACUCUUUCACUUUUCACUUUAUUAAAGACGCCCUUGGAUCAAUUGUCAAAUAUGCUAAGUUUUAUGAAUCAAUCAAAAGUGUCUCUAGACAGAAUAGUCAAGUUCAUAAAUGAGGACGAUACGGAAAAGUAUAACCAGUUAACUGUAUCUCCAGACGAAAACAAGAUUGAAUUUAAAAACGCUACUUUAACAUGGAAUGAAAAUGACACAGAAAGUACAAUAUUUAGAUUGUGCGAUUUAAAUAUCACAUUUCAAAUUGGCAAACUGAAUUUGAUUUUGGGUUCAACAGGUUCCGGUAAAAGUGCACUAUUGAUGGGCUUAUUGGGUGAAUUACACUUAAUCAGUGGGUCUAUCACCGUGCCAGGUUUAGAACCAAGGCACGAUUUGAUACCUGAUCAUAAUGGACUAACCAAUUCCUUUGCAUACUGUUCUCAAAAUGCAUGGUUACUAAAUGGCACAGUAAAAAACAAUAUAAUCUUCAACGGUGCCUAUGAUGAUGUUAGGUACAGAAAGGUGAUUGAUGCCUGCGGACUGAAACGAGACUUGGAAAUUUUACCAGCUGGUGACUCAACGGAAAUUGGUGAAAAAGGUAUAACGUUAUCAGGAGGGCAAAAGCAAAGAAUUUCUUUAGCAAGAGCCGUUUAUUCGAAUGCCAAACAUUUGUUGUUAGAUGAUUGUUUGAGUGCUGUAGAUUCACACACCGCCGUAUGGAUCUACGAAAAUUGUAUUACAGGACCAAUGAUGGAAAAGAGGACAUGUAUUUUGGUCACCCACAACGUUUCAUUAACCAUCAGAAAAGCACAUUUUGCAGUUAUUUUGGAAAAUGGGAAAGUGAAGAAUCAAGGCGCUAUCAAGCAACUUGAAAAAGAGGGCAUAUUCAAAGAAGAAAUUGCUCAGAUGCCUUAUAAGGGCAAUAGGGCCGAAACAAGCGGCAAUGAAACAAGUGAUCUUCAGGAAAGCACUUCACAAAAAACUAAAGCAGAUACGGAGGACACAGAAUUUGGAGGGGAUCUGAUUCAAAAAGGACAAUUAGUAAAAGAUGAACAAAAAUCAAACGGCGCCAUAAGUCUAGAUGUUUACAAAUGGUAUCUGAAAUAUUUUGGAGGUUGGAAAGCUUUAACCGCCUUGCUCACUCUUUAUGUUAUUACUCAAGUACUAUUUAUUAGUCAGUCCUGGUGGAUACGAUACUGGGUGAACGAUUCCAAACCCCAUAUAGAAACUUCCGGUUUUUCGAUGAAUGGACUGCCAUUGAAAAGGACAGUUGUGGAUAGAAUUGAUCCCCCAAAAAGUAAACACACAGUGCUUUACUACUUGGGUAUGUAUUUCGGAAUCGGUUUUAUUCAGGCACUGCUAGGUGGCACCAAAACCUUUGCAACUUUUUUUGCUGGUAUCCAAGCCUCCCGGAAGAUAUUUGAUGAUAUGCUAGAUUUAGUUUUACAUGCCAAAAUAAGGUUUUUUGACGUAACACCGAUCGGCCGAAUCAUGAAUCGUUUUGCUAAGGACAUCGAAGGCGUAGAUCAAGAAUUAACCCCUUACCUAGAAGUGACAAUGUUUUGCUUAAUCCAAUGUACGUCAAUAAUUUUCCUCAUCACCAUAAUCACCCCCCGCUUCUUAAUAGUCGCCGUUGUUGUGUUCAUCUUAUAUUACUUCAUCGGAAUGUGGUAUUUAACAGCUAGCAGGGAAUUAAAAAGAAUCGAUUCAAUAACAAAAUCUCCCAUUUUCCAACAUUUCUCAGAGACUUUGGUAGGUGUUUGCACAAUACGAGCCUUUGGAGAUGAGAAGAGAUUUAUCUUGGAGAACUUGGAUAAAAUAGAUCAAAACAAUAGAGCCUUCUUUUACCUAUCAGUGGCUGUCAAAUGGUUUGCCUUUAGAGUCGAUAUUAUCGGUGCGUUUAUUGUUUUGGCAUCUGGAUCUUUCAUUUUGAUUAAUAUUAAUAAUAUUGACUCGGGUCUUGCUGGUAUUUCCUUGACAUACGCCAUUUUGUUUACCGAUGGAGCUUUAUGGUUGGUUCGAUUAUAUUCUGCGUUUGAAAUGAACAUGAAUUCUGUGGAAAGAUUAAAAGAGUAUUCUAGUAUCGAGCAAGAGAACUAUUUUGACUAUAAUAAAGACCAUAUACAGGAGCUCCAGCAGUCUUCGUGGCCUGAACAUGGUCAGAUCGAAGUUAAAAACCUAUCAUUGCGCUAUGCAUUAAAUCUACCACCCGUAAUAAAAAACGUUAGUUUUACAGUGGAACCUCAAAGUAAGGUUGGGAUUGUGGGAAGAACAGGCGCUGGUAAAUCUACCAUAAUCACGGCAUUAUUUAGAUUACUGGAACCAGAAACUGGGCAUAUCAAAAUAGAUGGGUGUGAUAUCAGUCAAAUCGAUCUAGUUACUUUACGUCGUGCCAUUACUAUCAUCCCUCAGGAUCCUGUUUUGUUCACAGGUACUAUAAAAAGUAAUGUUGAUCCAUAUGAUGAGUACGAUAACAAGAAGAUUUUCAAAGUUUUGGCCCAAGUCAAUUUGAUUUCUGCAGGUGAUAUUGAAGCAGCACAGAACAUGGGGGAGAAUUCUAUUACCGUUCGUAAUAAGUUUAUCAAUCUCCAAACCGAAAUUACUGAGGGAGGUCAAAACAUUUCUCAAGGCGAAAGACAAUUGCUUUUCAUUGCAAGAUCAUUGUUGCGUGAGCCCAAAAUCAUAUUACUGGAUGAAGCUACUUCCUCCGUUGAUUACGAAUCUGACAAUUUGAUCCAGGGCAUUAUAAGGAACGAGUUCCAUAAGAGCACAAUAUUAACAAUUGCGCAUCGACUGAGAUCAGUUAUUGAUUACGACAAGGUACUUGUCAUGGAUGCAGGUGAAGUAAAAGAAUACGACCAUCCCUCUAACCUGUUGAAAAACGAGCAAAGCAUAUUUUAUAGUAUGUGUCGGGAUAGUGGAGACCUGGAGCUUUUGAAGCAACUAGCCAACCAGUCACGUGAGAGAUCUACGCAGUAG
This is a messenger RNA of Saccharomyces eubayanus, 4800 nucleotides long. It is a transcript of the gene VMR1, whose product is annotated as putative ATP-binding cassette multidrug transporter VMR1. NCBI's taxonomy places the organism in Eukaryota, Fungi, Ascomycota, Saccharomycetes, Saccharomycetales, Saccharomycetaceae. Gene Ontology annotation, cellular component: fungal-type vacuole membrane; fungal-type vacuole. The coding region runs from base 1 to 4800 and encodes 1599 amino acids. The transcript has a single exon. Gene Ontology annotation, molecular function: ATP hydrolysis activity; ABC-type peptide transporter activity; ATP binding. Gene Ontology annotation, biological process: transmembrane transport. The record is from RefSeq and is a predicted model, not a curated record.